AUGGGUAUUCACGGCCUUAACAAAGUGUUGGGUGAUAAUUGUCCAGCUGCGAUAAUCUCCAAUGAAAUCAAGAAUUAUUUUGGUCGUAAAAUUGCUAUUGAUGCUUCAAUGUCAAUAUAUCAGUUCUUGAUUGCUGUUAGACAAGAUGGACAACUGUUAACUAAUGAUUCUGGAGAAACAACAAGGUAUCGUAUCGUUAAUCUUUUAUCUCAUUUGAUGGGAUUAUUUUAUCGAACAAUUCGAAUGGUGGAAAAUGGAAUUAAACCUUGUUAUGUAUUCGAUGGUAAACCACCUGUUUUAAAAUCGGAUAUUGAUAAAUUUAGUCGUCGUACGGUAAAAGUUACACCUGAACACAAUAAUGAAUGUAAAGAAUUAUUGGGGUUAAUGGGAAUUCCAUAUGUAGAGGCUCCAUGUGAAGCAGAAGCACAAUGUGCAGCUUUAGCCAAAGCGGGAAAAGUUUACGCUGCAGCGUCAGAAGAUAUGGACACGUUGACAUUUUCAACACCUGUUUUAUUACGGCAUUUAACAUUUAGCGAGAAUAGAAAAUUACCGAUUAAUGAGAUUAGUCUUAAUAAAAUUAUCCAAGGACUUGAAAUUUCAAUGGAUCAAUUUAUCGAUCUUUGUAUUCUGUUGGGAUGUGAUUAUUGUGAUUCGAUCAAGGGAAUCGGACCUCAUCGUGCUGUAGAACUUAUCAAAAGAUAUGGAAAUUUAGAAAAAAUCAUAGAAAAUUUAGACACUAAAAAAUAUCCAAUACCGGAAGACUGGCCAUAUAAAGAGGCACACUGGCCAUAUAAAGAGGCACGUGAAUUAUUCAAAAACCCGGAUGUAAAGGAUCCAAAUGAAAUAGAGAUUAAAUGGGAAACUCCUAAUGUUGAGGGUCUUGUUGAAUUUUUGGUAGUACGAAAAGGUUUUGGUGAAGAACGUGUUCGUAAAGGUGCAGACAAAUUAGUAAAAAGUUUUAAAACUAAAAGUCAAGGAAGGUUGGAUAGUUUUUUUACACCAUGUCCUAAUCAAAAUCCUUCCGCUAAACACAAGAUUGGAGAUGACAAAACUGAUGCUAAAUCAAAGAAAUCAAAAACAUCUACUAACAAAAGUGGAGGUCGUGAGGAUGAAUCAAAGUCCUUAAAGACAAUGCUUUUGACAUUAAAUGUUGAUGAAUUAAAGGCAGAAUUAAAUGGUCUUAAAUUGUCAAAGAAUGGUAAAAAAGAAGAUUUGGUGAAUCGAUUGAUAGAUUAUUACCAGAAAAAUGAUGGGAAAGAUGAUGAUAGAUUGAAAAAUCAGAUUGAGCUAAAAUACUUAAAAGAGAGAUAA
Entrophospora sp. SA101 is the source of this 1311-nucleotide messenger RNA. Lineage: Eukaryota; Fungi; Glomeromycota; Glomeromycetes; Entrophosporales; Entrophosporaceae. The record is from the annotation of a GenBank genome assembly.